Molecule: messenger RNA, 1369 nt
Organism: Aphidius gifuensis
Lineage: Eukaryota; Metazoa; Arthropoda; Insecta; Hymenoptera; Braconidae
Product: vesicular integral-membrane protein VIP36
Exons: 8
Coding region: 302-1267 (321 amino acids)
Biological process (GO): endoplasmic reticulum to Golgi vesicle-mediated transport; endoplasmic reticulum organization; Golgi organization
Cellular component (GO): COPII-coated ER to Golgi transport vesicle; Golgi membrane; endoplasmic reticulum-Golgi intermediate compartment
Molecular function (GO): D-mannose binding
Source: RefSeq, a predicted model, not a curated record
AGGUUGCUUACGCAGCUCACUUUUUUAUCAUUAUCAUGUCAUAAAUAUUAAAUAUCCAUUAUAUCAUUUACCUAUUGUGAUGUGUCGUUUUACACGAGCUAAUCAGCGCUCAUUUUUCCAUUCGUGACUUGGCAAGAUAAUUAUCGACCUGUGGCCCAAUAAAUUUGAUUAAAAAAAUCUUCAAAAAUUCAUUCAGAUCUAUAAACAACUAAUUUGAUUGCGUUUGAGUGGUUUGAAAUAAAAUUUUGAUCACAACCGGUCAAACCAUCAAGAGAUAGGUGCUUGUUAAAUUGAUAUCAAGAUGCAUUCAUGGUUGUUGUGUGUUGUGAUUAUUGGAUCUGUCAAUGCAGAAUGGAACACCAAAGAUUUUAUGAAAAGAGAACACUCUCUUGGCAAGCCAUAUCAAGGUAUGGGAAUGUCAGUACCAUACUGGGAUUUUAUGGGCACCACAGUGGUCACAAAUGACUACAUAAGGCUAACAAGCGAUAUUCAAAGUCAACAAGGAUCACUCUGGAACUCUGUGCCAUGUAACCUCAGAAAUUGGGAAGCCCAUAUACAUUUUAAAACUCACGGUAAAGGACGUGAUUUAUUUGGUGAUGGUUUUGCAAUAUGGUAUGCAUCGGAAAAAAUGAUGCCAGGUCCUGUUUUUGGUUAUAAAGAUUAUUUUAAAGGUCUUGCUAUUAUUCUUGAUACAUAUAGUAAUCACAAUGGCCCACACAAUCAUCAACAUCCAUACAUAUCGGCCAUGAUUAACAACGGCACAUUACAUUAUGAUCAUGACAGAGAUGGUACACAUACUCAGUUGGAUGGUUGUGAAGCCAAAUUCAGAAAUCUUGAUCAUGAUACGUAUCUGUCCAUCAGAUACGAGGGAGACACCUUGACCGUUUCAACUGAUAUUGAAAAUAAAAAGGCUUUCAAAGAAUGCUUUUCAGUAAAAGGAAUUCAACUACCAACACAUUACUACUUUGGUAUUACUGCCACAACUGGUGAUUUAUCGGAUAAUCAUGAUAUUUUGUCAUUUAGAUUAUAUGAACUGGACACACCAGUCGAUCCGAAUGAUAUCCAGGAUCGUUCCGCAAUCGUUCCAUCAGCAACAUACUUUGAUUCUCCACGAGAACACAUCGAUGAUCCAAAGCCAUCGUCUAUGAGUGGAUUUAAGAUAUUCUUCUUAAUGCUUGUUAGUGCAAUUGCACUCGUCGCCCUGGUCGUCGUAAGCAUUAUGGUUUAUCAAAAACACCAAGAAAACAGUCGGAAACGUUUCUACUAAUAGAAAAAAAAUAAUAAUAGAUAUUAAGAAUCUUCCAAGACGUUAUUAGAAUAAUUCAAGAAUCAAAACAUUGUACACAAUUACAUAUUUCAUAAUUUUUUU